GGGCAAUGCUCUGGCCCUCUCCGCUUGUUCAUGCUCCUUCAUCUCUAUUUUUUCAUUAUCUAGCAUAUCAACGGAUUCGACGCUGAAGUAUGGCAGCGCCUUUGUAUACCACCGCCUCUGGUCUUCUCUUUCACGCCGGAAAGAUCCUGGUCAUCACCGUCGGCUUACCAGCGCGAGGCAAGACGCAUAUAUCCAGAGCUUUAGAGCGAUACCUGCGAUGGAUGGGAGUCAAGACACAAGUCGUAUCCCUAGGAGACUAUCGAAGGAAGACUUUGGGAGGUGCUCAGCGGCUUCCGUCGGAUUACUUUACACUAGGCGAGAAAAGCCCUGAAACCAUCGCCCUUCGCAAAAAGGUCUCCGAUGGCUGCGAAAAGAUUAUAUGGGACUUCUUCGAGACUGGACAGGUCGUGAUCUACGAUGCGAAUAACGGGAGCCGAGCUGCCAGACAAGCAUUGGCUGAGAAAUUCGACAAAGCUGGGAUUCACGUCAUUAUUCUUGAAUCUCUAUGUGACAACAAAGAGAUCAUUGAGAACAAUAUUCGAAGUGUCAAGAUUUCUUCGCCAGACUAUCGUGGAUGGAACCCAGACAAGGCUGUACAAGACUACUAUACACGAAUUACUGACCACGAAAAGUACUACGAACCUGUCGAAGAGACGACGUGGCCGUAUAUUCGAAUUCUGAAUGUUGGAGAGAAGAUAAUGGUCAACAACAUCAAGGGCUAUCUUCAAUCUCGAAUUAUAUUCUUUCUUAUGAAUAUACACAACAGAUAUAGGACGAUCUACUUUGCUCGAUCCGGGCAAUCUUUAAUUGAACAUUCCUACAAGGCGGAUUCGGACUUGUCACCAGCCGGCUGGGAAUAUGCCGAGAAACUCAAAGACUUCGUCUUAAAGCGUCGAGCCAAGUCGCUUGAGCAGCGUGGUCUUGACCCAAACUCUUCCAGGCUUGUGAUCUGGACGUCGACGAGGCGCCGUGCCCAUCACACCGCCUGGCCAUUCCUAAAUAACCUUCAGCUGUCUCAUUCUCAUACUGUCGAAAGAAUACCAGGUACACCCGCCGAGCCAGCUCCUGGUCACCAUGCGAAAAAGUCGACAUCGGUAUAUGCGCCUGCGCUGAACGUCAAAGUCAUUGAAAAGCCGCAAAUGUCCGAGAUAAACCCUGGUAUUUGGGAUGGGCUGUCGCCUGACCAAGCUCGAAAAUACUACCCAGAAGAUUGGGAGCGCUUUGUCAAAGAUCCCUAUGCAUUUCGAGCUCCUAGGGCGGAGAGUUAUCAUGACCUUAGUGUACGACUAGAGCCUAUUCUUAUCGAGUUGGAGCGUGAGCAAGAGGACCUUCUUAUCAUUGGACAUGCCUCUGUCAUCCGCUGUCUACUAGCCUACCUAAUCGGUCUUCCCGCGUCAGAAAUCCCCGCAAUUGAAAUUGCAAGAGGAGACCUCCUCGAGGUAGUCCCAGCAUCCUACGGUGUUCACAGCACGGCAUUCCAUUUCUGGGACGGGCCAGGAAGACACGGCGGCGAAGACGCAGAUUAUAGCGAUGGUGACAACGAGAGCAACUUUUACGAAAAUUAUGCCGAGGAUACGAAAGGGAAACGAAAAGCGGCCCCAGAAUCGGGGAGCUUUGAAGCACUGCCUGUCGUGGACUGUGUAUAA
Molecule: messenger RNA, 1646 nt
Organism: Desarmillaria tabescens
Lineage: Eukaryota; Fungi; Basidiomycota; Agaricomycetes; Agaricales; Physalacriaceae
Product: 6-phosphofructo-2-kinase-domain-containing protein
Exons: 9
Coding region: 90-1646 (518 amino acids)
Biological process (GO): fructose metabolic process; fructose 2,6-bisphosphate metabolic process
Cellular component (GO): cytosol
Molecular function (GO): ATP binding; fructose-2,6-bisphosphate 2-phosphatase activity; 6-phosphofructo-2-kinase activity
Source: RefSeq, a predicted model, not a curated record